AUGCCGGAUGGCGGGGACGUUGGUUACACGAUGACGGAAUUGCAGCCGUCGCCGCCAGGGUAUCGAGUCCAGGAUGAGGCCCCGGGCCCACCUUCCUGUCCACCGGGCUCCUACAAGUACGCGAGUCACGGCCACGGCAGCGAGACUGCCAAUUUCAAGAGUACCUCGUCGUAUCCUCAGGAAAGCUAUGGCCUUAAGCAGAGUCCGUCUCGGACAGUGCCUUCCAACGAGUACUACCGGCGCAGAAACGACGGCAGGAGGUCCACGGAAAGCGAGCACGAGGCUAGCAACGCAGCGAAGAAGGCCACGGUUGCCGGUUACAACGAAAGUUACAAAAAGAAUACUGCGGGCUACAAGAACGACAGCGGAUACAGCGAGAGCCUCGGAUUCGACAGUUACACGCUUCCUCUCAAUGAAAGAGACGAGGCGUCGCCACCGCCAACGCCGCCAGUCAGAGACGCGUCCAGCCUCAAAGGCGUCUGCUAUGGACCCGGCCACGAGAAGUAUCCUUCGUGGCCAAGCGCGCCGGAGAGGCACACUGACGAGGACGUUCACAGUUCAGGGCACAGCGGAUCCCAUCGUUCGAAAUCCUGGACCGAUCAUACCAAUUACCCGAAGGAGAAGCCUGCCCAGUACACCAGACCGCACACGAAGAGGCCCAAUCCUACGUUCACGCAGCAGUUGAAAACGGUGAUGGAACGUUGCGAGAAGAUCCCGGCGGAGACUUUCGAGUCGCGGAGCAGAACCACCGUGGAAGAGGAGCCGAGAUUGUGGCCUCGCGUGGACCGCGAGGGCAAAGCUCUGGGCGACGCGGAGUACGUGGUGCCGUCGCCUCCUGAACGCGAGCAACAAAUCGCUCAGACCCUCAGCCAUGUCGAUUUGGAAGCCUACGUUAGGAGCUAUCAAGAUCCUCAGGUGUCCCAGGUGGACAUUUACAGAGAGGCAACCCUGACGCAAGCGGGUCUUGAAGAGUACACGAGGGUGCAACAUUCUCAGCAAGCUAGCUACGCACAAUCCGAAGGUUAUCACAGUUACGUUUCCAGCGUUGACUCGACGACGAACACUCCGUUCCUCGACAGGUACUUGAUAAUUAAAUCGUUCGUUUGUCGUGACAUUCACGCUCGGAUCGAUCGAUCCAGGUUGAGAAGAGACAGCGAGGCAGUAGCGCAGAGGCCAACAUCCACCUGGGAGGACACGUCCAGAGAAGGAAGAGACAGCGUGGUGACGACGUCCAGCGGAAGCGCCUCGAGCAGCGAAACUCUGAAAUGGCACGGGUCAAUGUCGGACGUGAGCGUGUCCAGUGGUUUGCCGGCUCGACAAGGCGCAUCGGAUCGCUGGCACCACGGAUCGAUGUCGGACGUGAGCAGCAUGAACGGUGGAAUUUUGCCUCAGAAGCCUAACAACGGUUGCCACGACAAGUGGCAAGGAUCUAUGAGCGACGUCAGCACCACUGGUCUGUCCCCGACGACCAAGGGCAGACACAGCGAGAAAUGGCCGGACAAGUGGCAAGUUUCGAUGAACGAUCGCAACAAGCAGAGCCAGGGCAGAUCAAGCUUGCCGGCUGUGAUCAAUCAUUGCAACGCGUCGACCAACGUGGUGGACGUUUCGUCGAGCGUUCGAGAGAGCAAGUGGCAAGAGUCGAACAUCGACGAGGAAUCGCUGGUGGAUAAGUCUCAGUCGGACAGAUCUCAGUGGGACAAUUCCGUGAGGAUCGAGGGUGACAAGUACGGUUCGUUGGCUCAACCGAUGCCACAGAGUCCCAUGCGUCAGCACGUCGGUGCCACGACUCCUCAGAGUCCCGAAAAUUGGAAUCCUAUCCAUGGAUCGAUGUCGGACGUUAGCCAGGCUAACGGACAUCCGUGUAGUAAACAGUUGAUCGCCCACAGUGCCAGAGUUCAGACUCCGCAGAGGCAUCAUUCGGAAAGUGUAUUGUACUUGGAUCGUGAACGAAACCAACGCAAGCUGUAUCCUGUUAGCACUACUCAGCCUCAGGAAUCUACGCAAUCCUCAAGAAUGGCGCCAGCGUUGUCUCAACAGCCACAGAUAUCAGUGGCGGAACGCAUAAACGAGCUAGAGAAGCAACAGCAACAACAACAGAUGCGUUAUACUUAUUUGGACCCGGAAAAGCGCCACAGAGUUUCUGACCCAACGUUAAAAGCCAUACAGAAGAAAGCUCUACUUUCCUUCUACGAGAGACAUCACCAGGCAUCCUGGAGAUCGGAACCGCAACUGGCUCAAGGAACAGCGCCAGCGCCUCAGAGUCCUCCGCCUCAACCACCACCUCGCCCUAGACCGCCUUCCUCGAGGCGAGCAAGUUCCGCCUCCGAUUACGCCAGUGGCACCUGGCGGGAAAAUGGGAAUAGGAAUCAGAACCAGGGUAACGGCGAACUAUCGAGUCCGAAGCAUCAGCACAGCAACAGCUGCGGUAGUCUUUCCACGGAUUUGCUAGGCCCUGUGAUAGUUGGGCCAGCUAUAUCGAUCGACGACUGGGUGCCAGAGAGACCACCGAAGAAGCCACACCUGAGAAACGUUUACAACGAUCGCGUGCCCAGUCCCGAUUUACCCCCGCCGUCUCCUCCAACAGUGACCGAGAACGAAGUUCACGAUUGCGACGAUCCGUUGCCGCCUCCUCCGCCCGAGCUCAGCGAGGACUGUUUCGCCGAGAGUCAGCGCAAGCCUGGCAAUGCUCACCACCACCAAUCUGAGGAGACAAAGAUUCGCGACAGAUCUUGCGACAGACACAAGUUCGAGAGACACUCGGUGAGAAGGUCGAAGCACGGUUCCAAGAGAGAUCACGAGAAAUCUGGAAAGGCCUCUCCGAAUUCGCCGGCGAAAACGCCGGUGUCCCAAGAGCAGGAACAACGUCAGUUCGUCAGGGCUGCCGUAGCAUUGAAGCACGUCGAUUCCGAGAUGGUGUUGGAGAACGGUGUCUCCGCUGGAUUCGCCACGCACAGAAUGGUGGCCACCGGUCGGUCCAGUUUGCGGUACCCGUCGACGCAGAAGUUGAUGAUGAAUGGCAGAGUAACGCCAGCCAGGAGAAUAUCGGAGGAGCGGCCUUUCUCCGGCAGGCCCCCGGCUCAAUUACCUGAUCUCAUCUCGCAGCGAUACAGCGACUCUGGCAACCAGAGACCUGCCCCUCAGGUACCCGUGGAACCGAGAAUCAUUCGGCAAGAAUCGAUGCGAGUGGACGGCACGCGAAUCGACGUUUCCGGCUUGCUCAGGAACGACUCUGCCCAGAGAUUGGAAUCCUCGUCUGGUCAGAGGCCUCAGCCACAGGUGCCCAAAAACGUUGACAAAAGUGGCUCGAGUGGCAAUCAGUCGAAUCAAGCAACGAGGCCGAACUAUCUGCCCGUUCCCGAGAGUUCCAAAUGCGCGUCCAAGUAUCUGGAAAGUGGAAGCGUCGGUUUUACGAUCGGUAGUCCAGUGAAAACGGGCUACGAGGCCAAUUCCAAGAUGUUCCCGUCCGAGUCGAGUCCUCAGAAGUAUCACGAGCCGCCGAAAUACGUGCCCAAUCAUCAUCAACGUCACGGAGACGUGACACAGAGGAACUACUACGCUCUGCCAGCCAAAUACAUGGACACCCCGAAACAGAAGCCUCAACCUCAGUGUCCCACGGAUAGAUACGGCGGCAGUGGAUCGCCUAGUUCACCUCCUCCGCCUCUGGCGCCACGACAGAACACUCCGGGCAGAAAAUCGUUGCCACCUCCGCCGCGGCCGGCUCCUCCACACGCGCUACAAGGCCAGAAAAUUUGCAAACCAGCUUUAAGUAUUCGCGCUGUAAAGAAAGUAGCCCGUACGAGCGUUGAGCAAGAAUUACCGACGGAUUAUCAACCUACGAAGCCAGACGAGAUCCCUUGA
Molecule: messenger RNA, 3858 nt
Organism: Heterotrigona itama
Lineage: Eukaryota; Metazoa; Arthropoda; Insecta; Hymenoptera; Apidae
Source: the annotation of a GenBank genome assembly